AUGAGGCUCCUCAUCUACGGCGACAGCCUCACAGCCGGCUACCACAGCAACGGUCUUCGCUUUUCGCCCUGGGCGCCCGCCCUCCGUGCCCUCCUCGGCGUCGAGGCGGUCGACGCCGUCGGCCACUCGGGAUGGACGAGCUCGGAGAUGCGCGCGGCGAUGGACGAGGAGGCGGCAGACGUCUGCGGCCUCAAAAAACCGGGCAUGCGCCUUGCGAUGCGGACGCAAGGGCCGUUCGACGCCGUCGUCAUCCUGGCCGGGACCAACGACCUCGCCAGCGAGGGAAGCCCGGAGCGGAUCAGCGGCAGCAUCCAGUUGCUGCACGCUGCUGCACGCGCGGAGGGCGCCCGCACCGUCGCGAUGGCCAUCCCCGAGAGCCUCGCGGCGCGGCACGUGCCGGCACUCGCGGCAACCCGCGCCGUGGCAAACGAGCGGCUUGCGGCGUGGGCGAGGUCGCAGGGCGAGUCGGUGCUCUGGGUCGACACGGGCGCCUUGCUGCCCUACUCCGAGCCCUCGGCCGAGGGAGGCCACCUCUGGGAGCCGGACGGGCUGCACCUGUCGCAGGCGGGCUACGCGGCGCUGGCGGAGCGGCUGGCGCCGAAGCUGGCUCCGUGGCUGCUGCUAGCGCCGGCUCGCGAGUCGGCGGGGUCGCUGCCUCCGCCCUCGGCGCCGCCCUCGCCACCCAGAGGCGGGGAAGGGCGCGAGGCGGAGAACGACGUGAGGGCGGCGGAGCGGGCGGGAGUGGCCGUGGCAGAGAUGCUCGGCGGGAGCGGCGCCCUGGACGAGGAGGAGCUCCGCAGGGCGCUCGAGGCGGUGCGGCUCGGCGGCGGCGCUGCCGUCGCCGCCUUUGCGCGCAGCUUUGGCCCGCGCCGGCUGGUGCGCCGGCUGGCGGCAGGCCUGUCCGAGUCGGACCUGAGCGAGGCGUGCGACCAGCUCCUCGCGGCGUGCCUCGCCGGCGAGGGCGACUCGGACGGCGGCGGAGCCUUCGCAGGCCUCGCCGGCGGCGCGGUCGUCGGCGAGGCCGACGUGCAUCGCGAGGAGAUGUACCCGGACGCCGUCGUGCGCCUGCAGCGACCGCUCGCGCCACGGGGCACGCCGCUCGCGGGCGGCGGCGGCGGCGGCGGCGGCGGUGGCGGCGGCGGCAUGUUGCACCUUCGGCUGCACCUGCCCCUCCCAGGGUCCGCCGCCACCUUCGACGCGUCGCGCUGCGCCGUCUCGCUGCAACCGGUAGCGGACGGCGGCGGAGCUAACCCACCGGCCGAGGAGCUCGCGGCCGAGGCGACCGAGGCGCUCGCGGCCGAGGCUGCGGCCGAGGCGACGGCGACGGUGUCGCUGCGCACGCUGAGCCGGCGCGCGGCUUUUGGCGCCGAGAUCGAGUGCAAAGUGUGGCCCGCGUCUGUGCUGCUCGCCCGCUGGCUGUGGCAGCACCCGUGGCUCGUGCGCGGCCGCUCCGUGCUCGAGCUCGGCGCCGGAGUCGGGCUCGCCGGCCUCGGGGCGGCGAAGUGCGGCGCGGCGCGGGUGGCCCUCACCGACAUCAACCGAAAGGCGCUGCAGCAGGCCCGCGAGAACGCGCGACUCAACGGCAUCGAGUGCGUCUGCGCAGAACACCUCGAUUGGGCGGCGCCGCCGAUCCUCCGGGCGGAGGGGGCGAUGGAGGGGGCGGCGGGCGGCUGCGAGGCGGCGCUGCAGCAGCACGAGGUGCUGCUCGCGGCAGACAUCGUCAAUGGUGACGGGCUCAGCGAGCAGGUCGAGCGGAUGGUGCGGCUCCACCUCGCGCCGAGAGGCCUCUUUCUUAUGGUGGCGCCGCGCCCCUUCCACCGCCACCGUGUGGACGAGCUGCGCGGGCUGCUGCUCGCCUCGGACACGCUGCAGACGGCGAUCGCCCCCGUCCCCGAGUGGCUGUCCGCCGGCAUCGAGGAGGCGGCCGACAUCAAGCACGAGCUCUACGUCGUCCAGAGACGCACGCCGUGCGAGAUGGAACGUUUCAAGCGACCAAGUCGGAAUGAGGAGACGACCUCUUUGUGA
Molecule: messenger RNA, 2025 nt
Organism: Emiliania huxleyi CCMP1516
Lineage: Eukaryota; Haptophyta; Isochrysidales; Noelaerhabdaceae
Exons: 2
Coding region: 1-2025 (674 amino acids)
Molecular function (GO): phosphatidylcholine lysophospholipase A1 activity
Source: RefSeq, a predicted model, not a curated record